Aspergillus aculeatus ATCC 16872 is the source of this 2379-nucleotide messenger RNA. Its product is annotated as RNA polymerase II mediator complex middle subunit MED1. The coding region runs from base 1 to 2379 and encodes 792 amino acids. The record is from RefSeq and is a predicted model, not a curated record. Gene Ontology annotation, molecular function: transcription coregulator activity. The transcript is spliced from 2 exons. Gene Ontology annotation, biological process: regulation of transcription by RNA polymerase II. Lineage: Eukaryota; Fungi; Ascomycota; Eurotiomycetes; Eurotiales; Aspergillaceae. Gene Ontology annotation, cellular component: mediator complex.
AUGGCGACGCCAUCGUCCAAGCCGAACCCAGGAGCAACACCGACCUACCUGACUUCCUCGCCUCAUCCAGCUGGCGCGCAUCCAGCCCGCCCCAUCGCGCACAAGUCACCCGCGGGGAGAACCCCCUCCGUCUCCGGACCGGGCGGUCACAUCCAGCCCCCCAACAGCAGCAACCCCGCCAACGCCUCGGCGCACCACUAUGCCACCCCGCUCGCGGCGACGACCGGGGCCGACGACCCCGUUACGCUGAGCUCACCGUCGGCCCUGCUCGCGCUCGGCGGCUACAGCGGGAUCAGCCCGUCGCCGGCCGGCCAUGACGGCGGCCUGGUGGGCGCGGGUAUGAACGACAGCGACAUCCAGGCGCUGGGCAUGCAGGGCCUGAAACUGGGCGGCGGGGGCGGCGUGCGGGACAAUGACGAGGAGCGGAAGAGACACAUUGAGGAUGUGGUGCAGCUGCUGCGGACGCGCAUCGCGGGCCGCGGGGUCUGCCGCGAGAGCAUUGAGCGCCUGGGCCAGCUCGAAGGAUUCGAGUCGAUCUGGCAGGAGGACAGCCUCAGCAUCGCCGGCAACUUUGUGGAUCUCGAGAUCGAGUUCCACCGCGGCCACAAUGUUGUCAAGGAGGUGAGUCUGAGCUACGUGACGCCCGAGUCGACGGACGGGGAACAGCGCGAGGAGGCGACGGCCGUGCUGAAGCGCGACCUGAUCCAGUCCCCCGCGGACGGCGAGCGGGGCGCGUGGAAGCCGCUGACCGGGUUCCAUGAGAACUUGCAGUGGCUGGCGCGCCAUGAUAGACUCAGUCAGGAGGUCAACUGCUUUGAGGCGAUCGAGGGCUUGUAUGAGAGCUUGAAGCGCGUGUGGGAGGCGGAGUGGGAUCAGCGCAAGUUCUUGGGCGUCUACGAUCAUCUCUGCAGUGGCUGGGUUGGUCGGCCGUCUCUACACAAGGGGGGUCGCGUGGGGCUCGGCCUUGAUUACUGGGUGCAGCAAGCGCGGGUCCUGGAUGCGAAGCAAGCGAAGCAGAAAUCCGCCUCUUCCGACGAGAUGGUCGUCGAUCAGCCGGCGGAGGAAGACGAGGCCGCGCGAAAGGGCAAGUGGAGCGUUGUGGUCGAGUGCGAGGAGGGAUAUCCAUCUCUUCGCGUGUCGAAAGACUGGGUUGCCGCGGAGGUUCUGACAACGGUCCACAAUGGCGAGAAUGGUCCCUCCUCGAGUGAGUCGGCCGGGUCUUCCGAGGGAGUUGUGGUCAACUGGGCCGAGCCCCCCGAAACCGUGAUUGCGGCCGCGCAAGGCCACUCGGACGCCCUGGCGCUCGACUCGAACAUGCUGGGCUCUUCUGCGCCCAACCGCCGGUUUGUGGCCAGGAUGGAACCCCCGCUGGAUCUCCCCAUCUUGGCGGCGUCAGAUAUCUACCGCCAUCUCGGCAUGCAGUUGCCUCCGGAAUUCAAGAUGGUCACAUACGAUGGACUGUUGGCCCCUGGCUGGUCGCCAUUAUCGGCGGCUGGUGCGAUGGGACUGGGACCGGAAGAAGCAUCGCAGCUUGGUCGCAGAAGCCGUAGGCUGUCAUUGCAGACCAUUGACAAAGAUGGCAAGCCGUGCAAGAAACAGCAUUGCUACACGUUCCAGCCAUUCGAAUCUGUCGCAGGUCGGACCCUGAGAGACAUUCCGUUCUCGCACCCAAGACAGCUUGCAGAUAUACUUCCGAUCUUACGACAGUACGCGUUCCUGGCGAAUUUGAUUCGUGGCAUCUUCACUACUACGACCAAGCCCGACAACGACAAAAUCCAUGCACAGGAAGAUCUUUUCAAAGGGUUCUUCAAUCUCUCGAAUGCCAACAGAUCGCAGACGAUAACCAAGGGUGACAUCAUUAUUCUCAGCAAUGACGAUCCCAACGAGAAGAGGUUAAACUCAUUGCUUGGAGGGUUUGGACAAGCAGGAACUUUUGGACAAGCAGGUGCUCAUACUAUAGGCAAGGGGAAAGGUGCUAUGGACGGAAGCUCUGAUGAUGAUUCGACCACCGAGGAUGACGUCAAAGUAGACGUGACCUUGCGCACGCAGCUUGGUCAAGCCCCGGUCAUCAUGCUCCUGUUCACUGUGAACAACCUUCAAGGGAGAUCGACACUGGAUCAAGAAUAUUCUGUGCUGAGCAAAGUCUCCGUUAGCCUUGAAGUCGGACUCAACGGUCGCGUGUCCGUCAUCGACAUGACUGGUUUGUUUGAUGAUGAGAACACCAGUAUGGAUCCGAUGGACACUCAAGCGAGCGGAGGCCAUGACAAUGAGAUAUCCGAGUUGCAGAAGACCAUCGCGAGGGUAUUAGAAGUCUCGCAGGACUUGGGGAUUCUGGUAGAGUGGGUUUUACGAUGGGCCCGGCAGCGCAAGAGCCGCUAA